GGUACAAAAUCAAUCAAAACCUUCUCAAAAAACACAAAAAUAAAUAAUUUUGCCCACUAGAUCCAUUCAAGCAAGCUUGAGACAAAGCUUCCCAUCCAUGGAAGAACUCUACUUCACCGUAACCAGUCUCACUUUCCUCCUCCUUUCUCUCUUCAUUCUCAUCAAAAUCAAUCACAAGAACAAGAAAAACCCUAACCCUAAUCCACCAAGCCCUCCUGGUCUCCCUUUCCUUGGCCACCUUCAUCUUCUCAAACCACCCAUCCAUCAAGCUCUAGCCCAUCUCUCCGACCUCCAUGGCCCCAUACUUCUCCUCCGCUUUGGCUCCCGCCGUGUCCUCCUCGUCUCUUCCUACUCCGCCGCCGACGAGUGCUUCACAGUCAACGACAUAACCUUCGCCAACCGCCCGCACCUCCUCGCCGGAAAAUACCUCGGUUAUGACUUCACAAGCCUUGGCUGGGCCCCCUACGGUCCUCACUGGCGCAACCUCCGCCGCAUGUACACCGUUGAACUCCUCUCCACCAAUCGUCUCCUCUCCUCCUCCAAUGUCCGCUCCGACGAGGCUUGCUCCCUCGUCAAAGCCCUCCUUCGUGAGUACUCCGGCCCCAGCUUCCAACGCACCGAGCUCAGACCCAAGUUCUUCGGCUUCGCUUACAACGCCGUCAUGAGGAUGAUAGCCAACAAGAGAUACUAUGCUUAUGCUGAUGAGAGCUCGUCGGAGGGUGGGAACGAGUUUAGGGACAUGGUCAAGCAAGGGUCCUCUAUCGCCGGAGCGUCCAACGCCGCCGACUUCAUUCCCUUAGCGCGGUGGUUUCGUGUCGGAGGUCAUGAGAAGAAGCUGCAGGGUUUGAAGAAGAGAAGGGACAAGUUCUUUCAGGGGCUCAUCGACGAGCACCGGACAAAGAAGAAGAUGAACGGAUCCCAAGACGGAGAGAGCUCGUCGGUGGCUAGAUCUACGUUCCUCGACUUGCUGCUCUCCAUGCAAGAUGAUGAUCCCGAGAACGUUCCUGACGUUUUCAUCAAGCAUUCAAUCGCUCAAUUGUUGGUGGCUGGAACAGAUACGUCAUCAGUGACAAUGGAAUGGGCCAUGUCACUUCUUCUCAACAACCCUGAUAGCUUAAAAAAAUUAAGAGCUGAACUUCAUGCAAAUAUAGAGCAAAGUUCCAUUCUCCAGGAAGCUGACCUUUAUAAACUCCCAUAUUUGCAAGCAGUUAUUCUUGAGACACUGAGAAUACAUCCUUCAGUGCCAUUGCUAGUGCCCCAUGAGUCAUCAAAAGACUGUACUGUGGGUGGCUUCCAUGUUCCCAAAGGCACAAUGCUGCUAGUUAAUGCUUGGAAAUUACAUAGAGACCCUGAGACAUGGGAGGAGCCAAACAAGUUCAAACCUGAGAGGUUUCUCAACAAUGACGGGAAAGAGAAAAUGAAAAUAAUGGCAUUUGGGAUUGGGAGAAGACGGUGUCCUGGUGAAGUCUUGGCGCUGAGGGUGGUGGCAGUGGUGGUUGGGAUUCUAGUUCAGUGUUUUGAGUGGGAGCGAGUUGAUGACGAGGAGAUAGACAUGAAUGAAGGUGUGGGGCUGACAAUGCCUAAAGCUAAGGCUUUGGUGGCCAUGUAUAAACCAAGGGAGGGAAUGGCUGACCUUAUCUGUUAGCUUUGAGACUUUUGCAACGCUUGAUGGUGAUUAUCUAUAUAUAUAUAUAUAUAUAUAGUGUGUAAUAUGUCAUGUGUGUAUUCUUGUGAAUAUUGAUAAUAAAAGAGAUAUAUCGUAUCCAUCAC
This is a messenger RNA of Dioscorea cayenensis subsp. rotundata (Guinea yam), 1770 nucleotides long. Its product is annotated as isoflavone 3'-hydroxylase-like. Gene Ontology annotation, molecular function: iron ion binding; oxidoreductase activity, acting on paired donors, with incorporation or reduction of molecular oxygen; monooxygenase activity. Lineage: Eukaryota; Viridiplantae; Streptophyta; Magnoliopsida; Dioscoreales; Dioscoreaceae. The transcript is spliced from 3 exons. The coding region runs from base 98 to 1645 and encodes 515 amino acids. The record is from RefSeq and is a predicted model, not a curated record.